Hibiscus syriacus is the source of this 2741-nucleotide messenger RNA. Its product is annotated as QWRF motif-containing protein 2-like. Lineage: Eukaryota; Viridiplantae; Streptophyta; Magnoliopsida; Malvales; Malvaceae. The record is from RefSeq and is a predicted model, not a curated record. Bases 198 to 2240 code for a protein of 680 amino acids. Gene Ontology annotation, molecular function: microtubule binding. Gene Ontology annotation, biological process: centrosome cycle; spindle assembly. Gene Ontology annotation, cellular component: cytoplasm; nuclear microtubule; centrosome. The transcript is spliced from 6 exons.
GUUUUACUUUUCCCUCUGAGAACCCAGAAAAUCUGAGUGGGUUUCACUGCUGUUGAAGUAAAAUCCUGAAUCCUUCAGAGCCCCUUUAUGGGUUCUUCUCCAUUAGCCAUGGAAUUGAAGACUCAUUACUCCUAACAAAACAAAAUUUGUUUUAAUGGCAAUGUAGAAGAGAAAGUAGAUUCCUUUUGCAGUCUCAGAUGAUGGUGGCUGCAUUUUCUCAUCCAUCUACUCCUUCACGGUCCCCUGUUGAAGAACCAAAUACCUAUCAAGAAGAAACCUCAACCUCAACAACAAAAAGGCAUCCUCUAAAAGAUAAUGGCUCUACUGUUACGAGAAAACCCAGAGGGAGACAAGUUUCUUCGAGGUAUAUGUCUCAUUCUCCUUCCACUUCAUCUUCAUCUUCCUCUUCUUCUUCAGCAGCAACGACAAUGUCAGCCAAAACGACGGCAGCAUGGAGCAAAACGACUGCGAGAUAUCCUUCUCCGCUUAUUUCUCGUUCAACAAAUGUUACCUCUACUUCAGCUACGUUGCCUUCGGUUCCUAAACGGUCUCAAUCUGUGGACCGGAGGCGGCCCGGAGGUCAAGUGUCGCAUGGAAACAAUGCUAAUGCCACGGAAUUGUCAGAUGCUUCCAAUAUGUUGAUUACUUCAACAAGAAGUUUGUCGGUUUCGUUUCAAGAUGAAGCCUUUUCGCUUCCGAUUAGCAAGACAAAGGCUCAAGUGGGUCCUUGUUCUACUAGGAAAGUAACGCCUGAAAGACGUAGAGCCACUCGAGUGAGAGAUCAUGGGGAUAACUCAAAGCCAAUGGAUCAGCUCCGCUGGCCUGGGAGAAUCCGGCAAGGGAAUCCGGUUUCGGGUUCGAAUUCGUUGUCUAUAAGCUUGGAUUCUAGUUGUGAAAGGAGGAUGGCUGGAUCUGGUGCAAUGCUGGCUAAGUCAUCGCAACAAUCAAUUAUGCUUGAUGACAGUAGUAGGAGAGCUUCUUUUGAUGGGUCUAGUAGGUUCAGUUUGGAUUUGGGAAGUGCUGCUGAGUUCUUAAAAGAGCCUAAUAAGCAAAAUCCAGAUGCCAAUUCUAUAAACGAUGCUACUUUUUUCCCUUGUGAUCUUACUGCUUCUGAUACUGAUAGUUUGUCCUCUGGGAGCACCAAUUCUGGCAAGCAAGACUAUGGGGGAAGUGGGAUUUCUAAAGGAAGGAUUGUACCCCGUAAUAUUGCUGUGUCUGCAAAGUGUUGGCAGGAAACUAGCAGCUGGUUGAGGCGAUUACAGGAUCCGAGUUUACCUUUAUCUACAAGCCCUGGUUCUAGAAUUGGUGCUUCAGCUAAGUUCACCCAGUCAAAAAGUUUUUCUAGUGACUGUGCAGUGUCGUCUCCGCCGACAAUGGCUUCUACUAUCAGGGGAGGUACAAGACCUGCUUCUCCUAGUAAGCUUUGGAUAUCUUCAGCUUCAUCUCCAUUGAGGGGGUUAAGUCCUGCUCGUGUCAGAAAUGCGGUUGGCGGUCAUAUGAUUGGUAAUUCCGUUAAUUCCCCUUCGAUUAUUAGCUUUUUUGCUGAUAUUCGAAGAGGAAAGUUGGGGGAUGAUCGGAUUGUUGAUGCACACAUGUUGAGGCUUCUUUAUAAUCGCUACUUGCAAUGGAGAUUUGCAAAUGCAAGGGAAGAUGCUACUUUCAUGGUGCAGAAACUGAGUGCAAAGAAAAAUCUGUGGAAUGCAUGGGUAACAACUUCAGAAAUGCGACAUUCUGUUACCCUUAAGAGAAUCAAGCUGCUAUUGCUGAGGCAAAAAUUGAAAUUGACUUCCAUCCUAAAGGGACAAAUAGCUUAUUUAGAAGAAUGGGCCAUCCUUGAUAGACACCACUCUAGCGCUUUGCUAGGACAGACCGAAGCUUUAAAGGCCAGUGUUCUCCGUCUUCCGGUUAUUGGAAAAGCGAUAGCAGAUAUCCAAAAUCUGAAGGAUGCUGUCAGCUCUGCGGUUGAUGUGAUGCAAGCAAUGGCAUCCUCAAUAUGCUUACUAUCAUCAAAGGUGGAGGAAUUGAAUUCCUUAGCGGAUGAACUUGGGACUGUGACUGCAAAGGAAAGGGUUUUGCUUGAACAAAGUAAAGAUUUUUUGUCUGCGUUAGCAGCCAUUCAGGCCAAGGACUGUAGCUUGAGGACACAUAUGAUACAACUAAAUCGGGACACAUAUAAUACAACUAAAUCGUGUAUCGGCUCCCAGCAGCCUGACAACUCGUGUAGAACUGAUCCUACUUGACUAUCCACCAUAAACAUUAACAGUAGCCUUAAGCUUGUGUUGUUCCGAUUGGGGUGGAGGCAGCACCGAACAGAACAAGAGUGGAUUGAAAAUAUCUCUUCUUGUCUUCUAUCUAUGAUCGUGAAUGUAACCUUUUGCAUCUGAAAGAUCAGGUGAUGUUGGCUUUUCCUCUCAACCGUUAUCUGUAUACUAGGAACUCUUGUACUGUUUUUUCUUUUAUUCUCAUUUUAGGAAAAAGAAAGCAAUGUAUAUGUAAAUAUGUUUAAAGUUCAUCUGAUAAGCAAUUAACAUGUAUCUCAUGGCCUUUAUUGACUGAUCAUCGGAGCUGGAUAGCUAUAUGCCGGAAUCCUUUUCAGCGUUUUAUUGUAAAUAGUCUGGCAUAAGGAAGAUUUCAUGGACCUGAAACGUUUAGCUUGGUAAGUCGUAUGCAUGUCCUAAAGUUGCGGAAAGAGCUCCUAGUUCAGAUGGGUGCCGGCGAAUGCUGUUGUUUGUGAUUUAUUA